AUGUCUGGGGCUAACCCAAGUGAUCUGCUAUACACAAAAUGGCAAGAAACGGCGACAGUGGUUUUGAUGCCAAUCUUGUUGGCGUUUGGUUUAAUCACAAACUUCUCUUUCAUAUUCAUGGUAUAUCGAGUACCAGACAUGCGAAUUACCAUUAAUAUGUAUCUCAUGAGCCUUGCGGUAGCCGAUGCAUCUCUUUUAAUCUGUAGCAUCAGCGAUAAGCUUCUUCGUCACGGCACAUCUCCAUCGUUUGGGGAUGACGGAAACCGUGGCACUGCAGGUUGCAUACUAAUAGCAUUUUUCAUCAAUACCUCGCUAAUUGCGUCAGAACUGCACAUACUGAUAUUAGCUGUUGAGCGAUAUUACAGUGUCUGUUGGCCACUGGAAGCUCACAUUAAUCCACGAAAAAGAGCUGUUCGUCUUCUUACAGCUAUCUGGUUGGUGUCUGCGACAAUUUCAAUCAGCUUUACGCCUGCAUUUGCCAAUUAUAGGCUUUACUGUCUACUUUAUUGGGACAGCAAAUAUGUAAAUCCUCCAGAGACGUUUGGAGUCUGUCUGACUGUUUCAUUCACAGAAGACACGAGUGAUAUUGAUGGUGCGAUUGUUUACUAUCAAAUUAUGCAAUCGUCUGCGUUUUUUACAUCAGUAAUAGUAAGCAACUUUUUGUACGCGAUGAUUUUACGCCGCUUGAGUAGAGUUAGUGAGUCUCUAGAAAAUCGUGGGAUGGUGCAGACGAUACAUUACCGAAAUGGACAGAUAAGACAACGCCUCAAUCGCAUGCUUUGCUUCAAUAGUUUGGUGUUUUUCGUCCUCUUGGCACCAUUCAAUAUCAACUCGUUAUUUUACUUUGUGUCGUACCUUAAUGAUCACAAGAAACUCGUAGAGCCACACAUAACGGCCAUAUUAGACACGGCAUUUCGUCUUCUAGGAUAUGUCAAUUCCGGUAUCAAUCCACUGGUCUACGGUGCUUCCAACCCAAGGUAUCGAAAGGCCUUUGUGGCUGCGUGGUCAUCUAGGACAUUGUCUAAAAGCAGAACUCUAGUUGUACGUAAUUAG
This is a messenger RNA of Anneissia japonica, 1053 nucleotides long. RefSeq names its product neuromedin-U receptor 2-like. Gene Ontology annotation, biological process: G protein-coupled receptor signaling pathway. Gene Ontology annotation, cellular component: plasma membrane. The coding region runs from base 1 to 1053 and encodes 350 amino acids. The transcript has a single exon. Gene Ontology annotation, molecular function: G protein-coupled receptor activity. Lineage: Eukaryota; Metazoa; Echinodermata; Crinoidea; Comatulida; Comatulidae. The record is from RefSeq and is a predicted model, not a curated record.